AUGCUCCACUCCCCAUGCUCCUCUCCCCAUGCUCCUCUCCCCAUGCUCCUCUCCCCAUGCUCCUCUCCCCAUGCUCCUCUCCCCAUGCUCCUCUCCCCAUGCUCCUCUCCCCAUGCUCCUCCCCCCAUGCUCCUCCCCCCAUGCUCCUCUCCCCAUGCUUCUCCCCCCAUGCUCCUCUCCCCAUACUCCUCCCCCCAUGCUCCUCUCCCCAUACUCCUCCCCCCAUGCUCCUCUCCCCAUACUCCUCCCCCCAUGCUCCUCUCCCCAUGCUCCUCCCCCCAUGCUCCUCUCCCCAUGCUCCUCUCCCCAUGCUCCUCUCCCCAUGCUCCUCUCCCCAUGCUCCUCUCCCCAUGCUCCUCUCCCCAUGCUCCUCUCCCCAUGCUCCUCUCCCCAUGCUCCUCUCCCCAUGCUCCUCUCCCCAUGCUCCUCUCCCCAUGCUCCUCUCCCCAUGCUCCUCCUCCCAUACUCCUCCCCCCAUGCUCCUCUCCCCAUGCUCCUCCCCCCAUGCUCCUCUCCCCAUGCUCCUCUCCCCAUGCUCCUCUCCCCAUGCUCCUCUCCCCAUGCUCCUCUCCCCAUGCUCCUCUCCCCAUGCUCCUCUCCCCAUGCUCCUCUCCCCAUGCUCCUCUCCCCAUGCUCCUCCCCCCAUGCUCCUCUCCCCAUGCUCCUCUCCCCAUGCUCCUCUCCCCAUGCUCCUCUCCCCAUGCUCCUCUCCCCAUGCUCCUCUCCCCAUGCUCCUCUCCCCAUGCUCCUCUCCCCAUGCUCCUCUCCCCAUGCUCCUCUCCCCAUGCUCCUCUCCCCAUGCUCCUCUCCCCAUGCUCCUCCCCCCAUGCUCCUCUCCCCAUGCUCCUCCCCCCCAUGCUCCUCUCCCCAUGCUCCUCUCCCCAUGCUCCUCUCCCCAUGCUCCUCUCCCCAUGCUCCUCUCCCCAUGCUCCUCUCCCCAUGCUCCUCUCCCCAUGCUCCUCUCCCCAUGCUCCUCUCCCCAUGCUCCUCUCCCCAUGCUCCUCCCCCAUGCUCCUCUCCCCAUGCUCCUCUCCCCAUGCUCCUCUCCCCAUGCUCCUCUCCCCAUGCUCCUCUCCCCAUGCUCCUCUCCCCAUGCUCCUCUCCCCAUGCUCCUCUCCCCAUGCUCCUCUCCCCAUGCUCCUCUCCCCAUGCUCCUCUCCCCAUGCUCCUCUCCCCAUGCUCCUCUCCCCAUGCUCCUCUCCCCAUGCUCCUCUCCCCAUGCUCCUCUCCCCAUGCUCCUCUCCCCAUGCUCCUCUCCCAUGCUCCUCUCCCCAUGCUCCUCUCCCCAUGCUCCUCUCCCCAUGCUCCUCUCCCCAAUGCUCCUCUCCCCAUGCUCCUCUCCCCAUGCUCCUCUCCCCAUGCUCCUCUCCCCAUGCUCCUCUCCCCAUGCUCCUCUCCCCAUGCUCCUCUCCCCAUGCUCCUCUCCCCAUGCUCCUCUCCCAUGCUCCUCUCCCCAUGCUCCUCUCCCCAUGCUCCUCUCCCCAUGCUCCUCUCCCCAUGCUCCUCUCCCCAUGCUCCUCUCCCCAUGCUCCUCUCCCCAUGCUCCUCUCCCCAUGCUCCUCUCCCCAUGCUCCUCUCCCCAUGCUCCUCUCCCCAUGCUCCUCUCCCCAUGCUCCUCUCCCCAUGCUCCUCUCCCCAUGCUCCUCUCCCCAUGCUCCUCUCCCCAUGCUCCUCCCAUGCUCCUCCCCAUGCUCCUCUCCCAUGCUCCUCUCCCAUGCUCCUCUCCCCAUGCUCCUCUCCCCAUGCUCCUCUCCCAUGCUCCUCUCCCCAUGCUCCUCUCCCCAUGCUCCUCUCCCCAUGCUCCUCUCCCCAUGCUCCUCUCCCCAUGCUCCUCUCCCCAUGCUCCUCUCCCCAUGCUCCUCUCCCCAUGCUCCUCUCCCAUGCUCCUCUCCCCAUGCUCCUCUCCCCAUGCUCCUCUCCCCAUGCUCCUCUCCCCAUGCUCCUCUCCCCAUGCUCCUCUCCCCAUGCUCCUCUCCCCAUGCUCCUCUCCCCAUGCUCCUCUCCCCAUGCUCCUCUCCCCAUGCUCCUCUCCCCAUGCUCCUCUCCCCAUGCUCCUCUCCCCAUGCUCCUCUCCCCAUGCUCCUCUCCCCAUGCUCCUCUCCCCCAUGCUCCUCUCCCCAUGCUCCUCUCCCCAUGCUCCUCUCCCCAUGCUCCUCUCCCAUGCUCCUCUCCCCAUGCUCCUCCCCCAUGCUCCUCUCCCCAUGCUCCUCUCCCCAUGCUCCUCUCCCCAUGCUCCUCUCCCCAUGCUCCUCUCCCCAUGCUCCUCUCCCCAUGCUCCUCUCCCCAUGCUCCUCUCCCCAUGCUCCUCUCCCCAUGCUCCUCUCCCCAUGCUCCUCCCCCCAUGCUCCUCUCCCCAUGCUCCUCUCCCCAUGCUCCUCUCCCCAUGCUCCUCUCCCCAUGCUCCUCUCCCCAUGCUCCUCUCCCCAUGCUCCUCUCCCCAUGCUCCUCUCCCCAUGCUCCUCUCCCCAUGCUCCUCUCCCCAAGCUCCUCUCCCCAUGCUCCUCCCCCAUGCUCCUCUCCCCAUGCUCCUCUCCCCAUGCUCCUCUCCCCAUGCUCCUCUCCCCAUGCUCCUCUCCCCAUGCUCCUCUCCCCAUGCUCCUCUCCCCAUGCUCCUCUCCCCAUGCUCCUCUCCCCAUGCUCCUCUCCCCAUGCUCCUCUCCCCAUGCUCCUCUCCCCAUGCUCCUCUCCCCAUGCUCCUCUCCCCAUGCUCCUCUCCCCAUGCUCCUCUCCCCCAUGCUCCUCUCCCCAUGCUCCUCUCCCCAUGCUCCUCUCCCCAUGCUCCUCUCCCCAUGCUCCUCUCCCCAUGCUCCUCUCCCCAUGCUCCUCUCCCCAUGCUCCUCUCCCCAUGCUCCUCUCCCCAUGCUCCUCUCCCCAUGCUCCUCUCCCCAUGCUCCUCUCCCCAUGCUCCUCUCCCCAUGCUCCUCUCCCCCAUGCUCCUCUCCCCAUGCUCCUCUCCCCAUGCUCCUCUCCCCAUGCUCCUCUCCCCAUGCUCCUCUCCCCAUGCUCCUCUCCCCAUGCUCCUCUCCCCAUGCUCCUCUCCCCAUUCUCCCAGCCCCAUGCUCCUCUCCCCAUGCUCCUCUCCCCAUGCUCCUCCCCCCAUGCUCCUCUCCCCAUGCUCCUCCCCCCAUGCUCCUCUCCCCAUGCUCCUCUCCCCAUGCUCCUCCCCCCAUGCUCCUCUCCCCAUGCUCCUCCCCCCAUGCUCCUCCCCCCAUGCUCCUCUCCCCAUGCUCCUCUCCCCAUGCUCCUCUCCCCAUGCUCCUCCCCCCAUGCUCCUCUCCCCAUACUCCUCCCCCCAUGCUCCUCUCCCCAUACUCCUCCCCCCAUGCUCCUCUCCCCAUGCUCCUCUCCCCAUGCUCCUCUCCCCCAUGCUCCUCUCCCCAUGCUCCUCUCCCCAUGCUCCUCUCCCCAUGCUCCUCUCCCCAUGCUCCUCUCCCCAUGCUCCUCUCCCCAUGCUCCUCUCCCCAUGCUCCUCUCCCCAUGCUCCUCCCCCCAUGCUCCUCCCCCCAUGCUCCUCUCCCCAUGCUCCUCCCCCCAUGCUCCUCUCCCCAUACUCCUCCCCCCAUGCUCCUCUCCCCAUACUCCUCCCCCCAUGCUCCUCUCCCCAUACUCCUCCCCCCAUGCUCCUCUCCCCAUGCUCCUCCCCCCAUGCUCCACUCCCCAUGCUCCUCUCCCCAUGCUCCUCUCCCCAUGCUCCUCUCCCCAUGCUCCUCUCCCCAUGCUCCUCUCCCCAUGCUCCUCUCCCCAUGCUCCUCUCCCCAUGCUCCUCCCCCCAUGCUCCUCCCCCCAUGCUCCUCUCCCCAUGCUCCUCCCCCCAUGCUCCUCUCCCCAUACUCCUCCCCCCAUGCUCCUCUCCCCAUACUCCUCCCCCCAUGCUCCUCUCCCCAUACUCCUCCCCCCAUGCUCCUCUCCCCAUGCUCCUCCCCCCAUGCUCCUCUCCCCAUGCUCCUCUCCCCAUGCUCCUCUCCCCAUGCUCCUCUCCCCAUGCUCCUCUCCCCAUGCUCCUCUCCCCAUGCUCCUCUCCCCAUGCUCCUCCCCCCAUGCUCCUCUCCCCAUACUCCUCCCCCCAUGCUCCUCUCCCCAUACUCCUCCCCCCAUGCUCCUCUCCCCAUACUCCUCCCCCCAUGCUCCUCUCCCCAUGCUCCUCUCCCCAUGCUCCUCUCCCCAUGCUCCUCUCCCCAUGCUCCUCUCCCCAUGCUCCUCCUCCCAUACUCCUCCCCCCAUGCUCCUCUCCCCAUGCUCCUCUCCCCCAUGCUCCUCUCCCCAUGCUCCUCUCCCCAUGCUCCUCUCCCCAUGCUCCUCUCCCCAUGCUCCUCUCCCCAUGCUCCUCUCCCCAUGCUCCUCUCCCCAUGCUCCUCUCCCCAUGCUCCUCUCCCCAUGCUCCUCUCCCCAUGCUCCUCUCCCCAUGCUCCUCUCCCCAUGCUCCUCUCCCCAUGCUCCUCUCCCCAUGCUCCUCUCCCCAUGCUCCUCUCCCCAUGCUCCUCUCCCCAUGCUCCUCUCCCCAUGCUCCUCUCCUCUCCCCAUGCUCCUCUCUCCCAUGCUCCUCUCCCCAUGCUCCUCUCCCCAUGCUCCUCUCCCCAUGCUCCUCUCCCCAUGCUCCUCUCCCCAUGCUCCUCCUCCCCAUGCUCCUCUCCCCAAUGGCUCCCUCCCCAUGCUCCUCUCCCCAUGCUCCUCUCCCCAUGCUCCUCUCCCCAUGCUCCUCUCCCCAUGCUCCUCUCCCCAUGCUCCUCUCCCCAUGCUCCUCUCCCCAUGCUCCUCUCCCCAUUGCGCCUCUCCCCAUGCUCCUCUCCCCAUGCUCCUCCCCCCAUGCUCCUCUCCCCAUGCUCCUCUCCCCAUGCUCCUCCCCCCAUGCUCCUCUCCCCAUGCUCCUCUUCCCCAUGCUCCUCUCCCCAUGCUCCUCUCCCCAUGCUCCUCUCCCCAUGCUCCUCUCCCCAUGCUCUCUCCCCAUGCCUCCUCCCACCCAUGCUCCUCUCCCCAUGCUCCCUCCCCAUGCUCCUCUCCCCAUGCUCCUCUCCCCAUGCUCCUCUCCCCAUGCUCCUCUCCCCAUGCUCCUCUCCCCAUGCUCCUCUCCCCAUGCUCCUCUCCCCAUGCUCCUCUCCCCAUGCUCCUCUCCCCAUGCUCCUCUCCCCCAUGCUCCUCUCCCCAUGCUCCUCUCCCCAUGCUCCUCUCCCCAUGCUCCUCUCCCCAUGCUCCUCUCCCCAUGCUCCUCUCCCCAUGCUCCUCUCCCCAUGCUCCUCUCCCCAUGCUCCUCUCCCCAUGCUCCUCUCCCCAUGCUCCUCUCCCAUGCUCCUCUCCCCAUGCUCCUCUCCCCAUGCUCCUCUCCCCAUGCUCCUCUCCCCCAUGCUCCUCUCCCCAUGCUCCUCUCCCAUGCUCCUCUCCCCAUGCUCCUCUCCCCAUGCUCCUCUCCCCAUGCUCCUCUCCCCAUGCUCCUCUCCCCAUGCUCCUCUCCCCAUGCUCCUCUCCCCAUGCUCCUCUCCCCAUGCUCCUCUCCCCAUGCUCCUCUCCCCAUGCUCCUCUCCCCAUGCUCCUCCCCCCAUGCUCCUCUCCCCAUGCUCCUCUCCCCAUGCUCCUCCCCCAUGCUCCUCUCCCCAUGCUCCUCCCCCCAUGCUCCUCUCCCCAUGCUCCUCUCCCCAUGCUCCUCUCCCCAUGCUCCUCUCCCCAUGCUCCUCCCCCAUGCUCCUCCCCCCAUGCUCCUCUCCCCAUGCUCCUCUCCCCAUGCUCCUCUCCCCAUGCUCCUCUCCCCAUGCUCCUCUCCCCAUGCUCCUCUCCCCAUGCUCCUCUCCCCAUGCUCCUCUCCCCAUGCUCCUCUCCCCAUGCUCCUCUCCCCAUGCUCCUCUCCCAUGCUCCUCUCCCCAUGCUCCUCUCCCCAUGCUCCUCCCCCAUGCUCCUCUCCCCAUGCUCCUCUCCCCAUGCUCCUCUCCCCAUGCUCCUCUCCCCAUGCUCCUCUCCCCCAUGCUCCUCUCCCCAUGCUCCUCUCCCCAUGCUCCUCUCCCCCAUGCUCCUCUCCCCAUGCUCCUCUCCCCAUGCUCCUCUCCCCAUGCUCCUCUCCCCAUGCUCCUCUCCCCAUGCUCCUCUCCCCAUGCUCCUCUCCCCAUGCUCCUCUCCCCAUGCUCCUCUCCCCAUGCUCCUCUCCCCAUGCUCCUCUCCCCAUGCUCCUCUCCCCAUGCUCCUCUCCCCAUGCUCCUCUCCCCAUGCUCCUCUCCCCAUGCUCCUCUCCCCAUGCUCCUCUCCCCAUGCUCCUCUCCCCAUGCUCCUCUCCCCAUGCUCCUCUCCCCAUGCUCCUCUCCCCAUGCUCCUCUCCCCAUGCUCCUCUCCCCAUGCUCCUCUCCCCAUGCUCCUCUCCCAUGCUCCUCUCCCCAUGCUCCUCUCCCCAUGCUCCUCUCCCCAUGCUCCUCUCCCCAUGCUCCUCUCCCCAUGCUCCUCUCCCCAUGCUCCUCUCCCCAUGCUCCUCUCCCCAUGCUCUCUCCCCAUGCUCCUCUCCCCAUGCUCCUCUCCCCAUCUCUCCCCAUGCUCCUCUCCCCAUGCUCCUCUCCCCAUGCUCCUCCCCCAUGCUCCUCUCCCCAUGCUCCUCUCCCCAUGCUCCUCUCCCCAUGCUCCUCUCCCCAUGCUCCUCUCCCCAUGCUCCUCUCCCCAUGCUCCUCUCCCCAUGCUCCUCUCCCCAUGCUCCUCUCCCCAUGCUCCUCUCCCCAUGCUCCUCUCCCCAUGCUCCUCUCCCCAUGCUCCUCUCCCCAUGCUCCUCUCCCCAUGCUCCUCUCCCCAUGCUCCUCCCCCCAUGCUCCUCUCCUCAUGCUCCUCUCCCCAUGCUCCUCUCCCCAUGCUCCUCUCCCCAUGCUCCUCUCCCCAUGCUCCUCUCCCCAUGCUCCUCUCCCCAUGCUCCUCCUCCCAUACUCCUCCCCCCAUGCUCCUCUCCCCAUGCUCCUCUCCCCAUGCUCCUCCCCCCAUGCUCCUCUCCCCAUGCUCCUCCCCCCAUGCUCCUCUCCCCAUGCUCCUCUCCCCAUGCUCCUCCCCCCAUGCUCCUCUCCCCAUGCUCCUCCCAGCUCCUCCCCCAUGCUCCUCUCCCCAUGCUCCUCUCCCCAUGCUCCUCUCCCCAUGCUCCUCUCCCCAUGCUCCUCUCCCCAUGCUCCUCUCCCCAUGCUCCUCUCCCCAUGCUCCUCUCCCCAUGCUCCUCUCCCCAUGCUCCUCUCCCCAUGCUCCUCUCCCCAUGCUCCUCUCCCCAUGCUCCUCUCCCCAUGCUCCUCUCCCCAUGCUCCUCCCCCCAUGCUCCUCUCCCCAUGCUCCUCUCCCCAUGCUCCUCUCCCCAUGCUCCUCUCCCAUGCUCCUCUCCCCAUGCUCCUCUCCCCAUGCUCCUCUCCCCAUGCUCCUCUCCCCAUGCUCCUCUCCCCAUGCUCCUCUCCCCAUGCUCCUCUCCCCAUGCUCCUCUCCCCAUGCUCCUCUCCCCAUGCUCCUCUCCCCAUGCUCCUCUCCCCAUGCUCCUCUCCCCAUGCUCCUCUCCCAUGCUCCUCUCCCCAUGCUCCUCUCCCCAUGCUCCUCUCCCCAUGCUCCUCUCCCCAUGCUCCUCUCCCCAUGCUCCUCUCCCCAUGCUCCUCUCCCCAUGCUCCUCUCCCCAUGCUCCUCUCCCCAUGCUCCUCCCCCAUGCUCCUCUCCUCAUGCUCCUCUCCCCAUGCUCCUCUCCCCAUGCUCCUCUCCCCAUGCUCCUCUCCCCAUGCUCCUCUCCCCAUGCUCCUCUCCCCAUGCUCCUCUCCCCAUGCUCCUCCUCCCAUACUCCUCCCCCAUGCUCCUCUCCCCAUGCUCCUCUCCCAUGCUCCUCCCCCCAUGCUCCUCUCCCCAUGCUCCUCCCCCCAUGCUCCUCUCCCCAUGCUCCUCUCCCCAUGCUCCUCCCCCCAUGCUCCUCUCCCCAUGCUCCUCUCCCCAUGCUCCUCCCCCCAUGCUCCUCUCCCCAUGCUCCUCCCCCAUGCUCCUCCCCAUGCUCCUCUCCCCAUGCUCCUCUCCCAUGCUCCUCUCCCCAUGCUCCUCUCCCCAUGCUCCUCUCCCCAUGCUCCUCUCCCCAUGCUCCUCUCCCCAUGCUCCUCUCCCCAUGCUCCUCUCCCCAUGCUCCUCUCCCCAUGCUCCUCUCCCCAUGCUCCUCUGCUCCUCCCCCAUGCUCCUCUCCCCAUGCUCCUCCCCCAUGCUCCUCUCCCCAUGCUCCUCUCCCCAUGCUCCUCUCCCCAUGCUCCUCUCCCCAUGCUCCUCUCCCCAUGCUCCUCUCCCCAUGCUCCUCUCCCCAUGCUCCUCUCCCCAUGCUCCUCUCCCCAUGCUCCUCCCCCAUGCUCCUCUCCCCAUGCUCCUCUCCCCAUGCUCCUCUCCCCAUGCUCCUCUCCCCAUGCUCCUCUCCCCAUGCUCCUCUCCCCAUGCUCCUCUCCCCAUGCUCCUCUCCCCAUGCUCCUCUCCCCAUGCUCCUCUCCCCAUGCUCCUCUCCCCAUGCUCCUCUCCCCAUGCUCCUCUCCCCAUGCUCCUCUCCCCAUGCUCCUCUCCCCAUGCUCCUCUCCCCAUGCUCCUCCCCCCAUGCUCCUCUCCCCAUGCUCCUCUCCCCAUGCUCCUCUCCCCAUGCUCCUCUCCCCAUGCUCCUCUCCCCAUGCUCCUCUCCCCAUGCUCCUCUCCCCAUGCUCCUCUCCCCAUGCUCCUCUCCCCAUGCUCCUCUCCCCAUGCUCCUCUCCCCAUGCUCCUCCCCCAUGCUCCUCUCCCCAUGCUCCUCUCCCCAUGCUCCUCUCCCCAUGCUCCUCUCCCCAUGCUCCUCUCCCCAUGCUCCUCUCCCCAUGCUCCUCUCCCCAUGCUCCUCUCCCCAUGCUCCUCUCCCCAUGCUCCUCUCCCCAUGCUCCUCUCCCCAUGCUCCUCUCCCCAUGCUCCUCUCCAUUCUCCCCAUGCUCCUCUCCCCAUGCUCCUCUCCCCAUGCUCCUCUCCCCAUGCUCCUCUCCCCAUGCUCCUCUCCCCAUGCUCCUCUCCCCAUGCUCCUCUCCCCAUGCUCCUCUCCCCAUGCUCCUCUCCCCAUGCUCCUCUCCCCAUGCUCCUCUCCCCAUGCUCCUCUCCCCAUGCUCCUCUCCCCAUGCUCCUCUCCCCAUGCUCCUCUCCCCAUGCUCCUCUCCCCAUGCUCCUCUCCCCAUGCUCCUCUCCCCAUGCUCCUCUCCCCAUGCUCCUCUCCCCAUGCUCCUCUCCCCAUGCUCCUCUCCCCAUGCUCCUCUCCCCAUGCUCCUCUCCCCAUGCUCCUCUCCCCAUGCUCCUCUCCCCAUGCUCCUCUCCCCAUGCUCCUCUCCCCAUGCUCCUCUCCCCAUGCUCCUCUCCCCAUGCUCCUCUCCCCAUGCUCCUCUCCCCAUGCUCCUCUCCCCAUGCUCCUCUCCCCAUGCUCCUCUCCCCAUGCUCCUCUCCCCAUGCUCCUCCCCCAUGCUCCUCUCCCCAUGCUCCUCUCCCCCAUGCUCCUCUCCCCAUGCUCCUCUCCCCAUGCUCCUCUCCCCAUGCUCCUCUCCCCAUGCUCCUCUCCCCAUGCUCCUCUCCCCAUGCUCCUCUCCCCAUGCUCCUCUCCCCAUGCUCCUCUCCCCAUGCUCCUCUCCCCAUGCUCCUCUCCCCAUGCUCCUCUCCCCAUGCUCCUCUCCCCAUGCUCCUCUCCCCAUGCUCCUCUCCCCAUGCUCCUCUCCCCAUGCUCCUCUCCCCAUGCUCCUCUCCCCAUGCUCCUCUCCCCCAUGCUCCUCUCCCCAUGCUCCUCUCCCCAUGCUCCUCUCCCCAUGCUCCUCUCCCCAUGCUCCUCUCCCCAUGCUCCUCUCCCCAUGCUCCUCUCCCCAUGCUCCUCUCCCCAUGCUCCUCUCCCCAUGCUCCUCUCCCCAUGCUCCUCUCCCCAUGCUCCUCUCCCCAUGCUCCUCUCCCCAUGCUCCUCUCCCCAUGCUCCUCUCCCCAUGCUCCUCUCCCCAUGCUCCUCUCCCCAUGCUCCUCUCCCCAUGCUCCUCUCCCCAUGCUCCUCUCCCCAUGCUCCUCUCCCCAUGCUCCUCUCCCCAUGCUCCUCUCCCCAUGCUCCUCUCCCCAUGCUCCUCUCCCCAUGCUCCUCUCCCCAUGCUCCUCUCCCCAUGCUCCUCUCCCCAUGCUCCUCUCCCCAUGCUCCUCUCCCCCAUGCUCCUCUCCCCAUGCUCCUCUCCCCAUGCUCCUCUCCCCAUGCUCCUCUCCCCAUGCUCCUCUCCCCAUGCUCCUCUCCCCAUGCUCCUCCCCCCAUUUUCCUCCCCCGUAUUCCUCCUCUACAUGCUUCUCCUCCAGCCUGUUUCCAAGGAUCUACCAACCUUCUUUUCCCAGGUCUCAAGUCAGCAUCUGACUCCCCCCUCCCUCGAUCUUCACCCCGCACCAGCUUCCUCCUCCUCUCCCUGUGCUCGCCCCCUCCUCCUCCACCCUCCCCCCGGCGCCGCUGCUGUGCCAGCAGGUGGCCAUGGCGGACGUGCUGCUUGCGACGGCCGGAUCAACGAGAUGGCAUCGAAGCACCACCCCAACCUGGUGCGGCUGCUGGGGUUCUGCGUGGACUAUGACGCGGCGGGCACAGGUGGGCGGGCACAGGUGGGGUUCUGCGUGGACUAUGACGCGGCGGAGGAGCGAAUGGAGCAGAUCGCCAUCUACGAGUUCAUGCCCCAUGGGGACCUGCACCACCGCUUGCAUGGCGAUGGUGACACAGGUGGGCACCACCGCUUGCAUGGCGAUGGUGACACAGGUGGGCACCACCGCUCGCAUGGCGAUGGUGACGACACAUGUGGGCAUGCCACAGGUGAGUUGCAGCGUGGGGUGUGGGACCAACAGCGAGGGGGGGAGUGGGAGUGA
Closterium sp. Naga37s-1 is the source of this 10818-nucleotide messenger RNA. The record is from the annotation of a GenBank genome assembly. Lineage: Eukaryota; Viridiplantae; Streptophyta; Zygnematophyceae; Desmidiales; Closteriaceae.